AUAGAUAAAUUAUUUGUAUGACAGAGGGCUUCAGGCAGAAAUCUGACAGAGCUUAGCAGCUUCUCAUCUCCUCCUGUUUCUGAUGAUGAAAACCCUUGAAGAUGAACUCUGCUUUCCACAACUUAUCAACUCCUCCUGCAAGAAGAACGUGCAUCCUUACUCUGUAUCCAUGGUCACUUACAUUAUACUGUUCUCCAUCUCUCUGCUCACUGUGAUUCUCAACCUGCUGGUCAUCAUCUCCAUCUCACACUACAAGCAGCUCCACAGCCCCACCAACCUCCUCCUCCUUUCUCUGGCUGUCUCAGAUUUCUUCGUGGGUUUCCUCAUGUUCUUCCACAUUGUCCUCAUAGAUGGCUGCUGGUUCCUCGGCGACCUCGUGUGUAUUCUGUAUUAUGUUUUUUACUAUAUUAUUACCUCUGCCUCAAUAGGAACCAUGGUGCUUAUAUCGGUUGAUCGCUAUGUGGCUAUUUGUGACCCUCUACAUUACUCCAGCAAAGUCACUCAUAAAAGAGUUAAGAUCUGUAAUUUUCUGUGUUGGAUGGGUUCUGCUCUCUUUCACAGUGUGCUGCUGAAGGAUAACCUGGAACAACCAGGCAGGUAUAAUUCCUGCUAUGGAGAGUGUGUGGUGGUUAUUCAUUAUAUUUCGGGACUUGCAGAUCUUUUUGUGUCCUUUAUUGGUCCUGUCACUGUCCUCAUAGUUCUGUACAUGAGAGUGUUAGUGGUGGCUGUGUCUCAGGCUCGUGCCAUGCGGUCUCAUAUUGCAGCUGUCACUCUCCAGGGUUCAGUGAAAGCAACUGCUAAAAAAUCUGAGAUAAAAGCAGCUGGGACUCUCGGUGUUGUUAUUGUCGUGUUUCUAAUAUGUACCUGCCCGUUUUUUUGUGUUGCCCUUACAGGCCAGGACACAUUCCUUAGUGUUUCAUCUGCUGCCAUUGUACUAUUUCUGUUCUAUUUAAAUUCCUUUCUAAACCCUAUGAUCUAUGCUUUUUUCUACCCAUGGUUCAGAAAAUCUAUUAAACUCAUUGUUACACUUAAGAUACUACAGGCUGACUCCUGUGAAACCAACAUACUGUAGAAAAAGUGUGACAAAUAAAGAAAUGCUGUUGCCAUUUUUGAGGCCAACAUACUAUAUAGCAAUUUUGUUAGGUAACUGAAAUGUGACAUUUUCUAUGAAGAGAAAUAAUUUCUUCAUGUGGUUGAGUUAGUGAAAUACAAAAUGUAUGUGUAUAUGUGAGAAAACUAAAAAAAGAUACCUUUCAUGUUUUGAUUCGGUCUCCGUGAGCCUGUUCAUUGUCAGAUUUCCAUAAUUUCUAUCCCUCCGUUGUUUAUUUUCACCAGUGAAAUAUACGUCAAUAUUAUGUGCAUUGGAGUGAUACUUACUAGCACCAUUAAUGUGACGCUGCUUCAUCUAAGCUGUAAAUUAAACUUUACAUGUGUAUUUUUUUCCAAAACAAUGACAGACACUAUCAGUUAGUCUUUUCUGUCUGAAAAAAAUGUAAACAGUGUAGCUACUAAUAGCACUGGUUAGUCAUACUGUAAAUGAAUA
Siniperca chuatsi (mandarin fish) is the source of this 1543-nucleotide messenger RNA. Its product is annotated as trace amine-associated receptor 13c-like. Gene Ontology annotation, cellular component: membrane. The record is from RefSeq and is a predicted model, not a curated record. The coding region runs from base 83 to 1072 and encodes 329 amino acids. Gene Ontology annotation, biological process: G protein-coupled receptor signaling pathway. NCBI's taxonomy places the organism in Eukaryota, Metazoa, Chordata, Actinopteri, Centrarchiformes, Sinipercidae. The transcript is spliced from 2 exons. Gene Ontology annotation, molecular function: trace-amine receptor activity.